Molecule: messenger RNA, 528 nt
Organism: Alternaria conjuncta
Lineage: Eukaryota; Fungi; Ascomycota; Dothideomycetes; Pleosporales; Pleosporaceae
Exons: 2
Coding region: 1-528 (175 amino acids)
Molecular function (GO): oxidoreductase activity, acting on the CH-OH group of donors, NAD or NADP as acceptor
Source: RefSeq, a predicted model, not a curated record
AUGGUAGCGAAUGCCGGCAUCGCGCAAGUCAAGGCGCUUCUCGAUCUUACCGAACAAGAUCUCAAGCGCAUGUUCGAAGUCAACGUAUACGGCGUCUACAACUGCUACUCCACAGCCGCCAAGCAAAUGAUCUCGCAAGGCAACGGCGGCAAGAUCCUAGGCGCAGCGUCAAUCGUAGCGUUCAAGCCCUUUGCGCUUUUGUCUCACUACAGCGCCUCCAAAUGGGCGGUCCGUGGCCUUACUCAAGCUUUCGCCAUGGAAAUGGCUGAACACAAGAUCACUGUGAACGCCUAUGCGCCCGGCAUCGUCGGUACAGCCAUGUGGGAUCUCAUUGACGAGAAGCUAGGCGAGAAGACCGGAGCGAAGAAGGGCGACACGAUUAAGAAGUACACCGAUGAACUGAUUGCGCUGGGCCGAACUAGUGUACCAGAGGAUGUGAGCAGUACUGUGAGCUUCCUGUGCAGUAAGGACAGCGACUAUAUGACGGGGCAGACAAUUGUCAUUGACGGUGGUAUCAUUUUCACUUGA